Messenger RNA from Gossypium raimondii (Peruvian cotton), 1041 nucleotides. RefSeq lists its product as uncharacterized. The transcript has a single exon. The coding region runs from base 1 to 1041 and encodes 346 amino acids. Lineage: Eukaryota; Viridiplantae; Streptophyta; Magnoliopsida; Malvales; Malvaceae. Gene Ontology annotation, cellular component: VCP-NPL4-UFD1 AAA ATPase complex. Gene Ontology annotation, molecular function: polyubiquitin modification-dependent protein binding. The record is from RefSeq and is a predicted model, not a curated record.
AUGAAAUCUCUCAAUCUCAUUUUGAAGAAUCUGUGGAUGAUAAUAAUAUAUACUAGCGACAUAGUUGAUUUUUUAAAAGAAAUCGAUGAUGACGACGAUAAUUAUGAGUGUCUUUUAGAAGAAAACGAGGAUGAUGGUGAUAUUGAUGACAACAAUUACAUUGAUGAUCGUCAAUCGCAAAUAGAUACUCGGAAUUUUGAUGAUCACCCUUUGUUCGAACAAGAUUAUCGUUGCCUCCCAUUAUCUUUCCACGACAAAAUAAAUGAUGAUUUAUCAGUUGGUAAUAGAAUCAUUAUGCCCUCCACGGAUCUUGAAUUUAUCAUAGAAAAUCAAGUCCCCUUGCCUUUACAAUUCGAGAUUCAUAACUUAUCGGAAGGGAAGUUUUCCCAUUGUGGGGUUCUCGAGUUCAGUGGACAUGAAGACGGUGUAGUGUUCUUACCAGAUUGGAUGAUGGAAAACUUGCAACUAAAAGCAUGUGAUUUCGUCUAUAUGAAGAAUAAAAAGCUAGAAAAAGGAAGUUACAUCAAGAUUCAACCACACACAAGUGAUUUUAUUUCUAUUCCGAAUCCGAAAGCUGUGUUGGAAGAAAAUUUACGUAAAUUUUGUUGCUUAACAAAGGGUGAUACCAUAAUCAUCAGCCACGGGAGCAAAAGGUUUUAUAUUGACAUAGUGGAAACUAAGCCCGACGAUGCUAUUAGCAUUGUGGAUAUAGACUGCAACGUUGAUUUCGCUCCUGCUUUGGAUUACGAAGAGCAUGCAAUUCCCGUUUCAAUUAAUUUUGGUUUAAAGAAGAAGCAAGAAAAGGAGGAAGAAACUCAGAAAUCCGAGUUCAAACCUUUCACGGGUUUAGCCACAAAAUUGAAUGCAGAACCAUGUUGCAGUACUUAUCUACCUAAAAUCGGCAGAAAUAGGGAGGUGGGUGAAGCAAAUUCAAAGAGAAGUUCAAUCUGCAAAUCAGAGGUUACGAAUCAGAAUAAAGAAACUGAGGAUACGCCAAAGUUUCAAGCUUUUACAGGGAGGAGCUACACAAUAGAGAGGUGA